AUGACUUUUACCGAAAAACCGUUACCGUUUUCAAUCGACGAUAUUCUCAAAUACGAGAAAUCCAAAUCGUCAAUCUGUCCGAGUUUUAUACCACGAUCCUAUCCACUUACGUCUUUGAUUUCACCAGCAUAUCUCUCGUUUUCAACGUCGACUAAGCAUUUAUGUUCCGAGCAUCGAUCAACAUCCUGUAAUUCAAAUUCACACAAUUGUCAUCUAUCAGCAUUACCAUUAAAUUCAAGCUAUCCGAGUUUGGAUACAUUUAUUCAUCAUCGACGUUGCCGACGAACGCGAACAGUUUUCUCUGACGCUCAAUUGCUUGGUCUGGAAAAACGUUUUGAAACUCAAAAAUAUCUUUCGACACCUGAUCGUAUCGAACUAGCUGACAUGCUACAUUUAUCUCAAUUACAAGUCAAAACCUGGUAUCAAAAUCGUCGAAUGAAAUGGAAGAAACAAGUUUUGCAGCAAGGAUGCAAAGAAGCACCAACAAAACCAAAAGGUCGUCCGAAAAAGAAUUCAAUCCCAUCCUAUGCUGAACUGCAAAGACUUGAAAACGAAAAACAAGCUAGUACUCUAACGGUUUCAUCUUCAUGUACAUCAGACGACGACGAAAACACAUCACAUUCAAUGCACUACUCGGACGAUGAUGACGAUGACGAUGAUCACGACCAAUUCAUUGAUAUCGAACAAUAG
Adineta ricciae is the source of this 690-nucleotide messenger RNA. The record is from the annotation of a GenBank genome assembly. NCBI's taxonomy places the organism in Eukaryota, Metazoa, Rotifera, Eurotatoria, Adinetida, Adinetidae.